AUGAAGUUCUUACUAGUGAUCUUCUUUUUUGUCUUGUUCUCCUUAUGGGUUGAAGAAGUCUGUUCCAAAGAGAAAUCUUCAAAGAAAGGAAAGGGAAAAAAGAAGCAGUACCUAUGCCCAUCCCAGCAGUCAGCUGAAGAUCUUGCAAGAGUACCUGUUAAUUCUACCAGCAAUAUCUUGAAUAGGCUAUUGCUCAGUUACGAUCCCAGGAUAAGACCGAAUUUCAAAGGAAUUCCUGUUGAUGUUGCAGUCAACAUCUUCAUUAACAGCUUUGGGUCAAUUCAAGAGACAACUAUGGAUUAUAGAGUCAACAUCUUUCUAAGACAGAAGUGGAAUGACCCUAGACUCAAACUGCCCAAUGAUUGGAGGGGUUCAGAUACACUGACAGUGGACCCAACAAUGUUUAAAUGUCUUUGGAAACCAGACUUGUUCUUUGCAAAUGAAAAAAAUGCUAACUUCCAUGAUGUCACUCAAGAAAAUAUUCUUCUUUUUAUAUUUCGAGAUGGAGAUGUCCUAGUCAGCAUGAGAUUAUCUAUUACUCUGUCGUGCCCUUUGGAUUUGACCUUGUUUCCUAUGGAUACACAGCGCUGCAAGAUGCAACUGGAAAGCUUUGGUUACACAACUGAUGACUUACGCUUUAUAUGGCAAUCUGGAGAUCCUGUGCAGCUAGAGAAAAUUGCUCUGCCUCAGUUUGACAUUAAAAAAGAGGAUAUUGAAUAUGGUAAUUGUACGAAAUAUUAUAAAGGCACAGGUUAUUAUACUUGUGUAGAAGUAAUCUUCACUUUAAGAAGACAAGUUGGAUUUUAUAUGAUGGGUGUUUAUGCUCCUACACUGCUAAUUGUUGUUCUAUCCUGGCUGUCAUUUUGGAUCAAUCCUGAUGCAAGUGCUGCAAGAGUCCCACUGGGUAUUUUCUCAGUGCUCAGCUUGGCAUCUGAAUGUACUACUCUUGCUGCUGAACUUCCCAAAGUGUCUUACGUGAAGGCUUUAGAUGUCUGGCUGAUUGUUUGCCUUCUCUUUGGAUUUGCAUCACUGGUUGAAUAUGCAGUUGUUCAGGUAAUGCUAAAUAAUCCAAAGAGAAUUGAAGCUGAAAAAGCAAAGAUUGCCAAAGCAGAACAAGCAGAAGGGAAAGGUGGAAAUGCUGCCAAAAAGAACACUGUGAAUGGUACAGGGACUCCUGUCCACAUCAGCACUUUACAGGUUGGUGAGACCAGAUGCAAAAAAGUUUGCACUUCGAAAUCUGAUCUGAGAUCCAAUGAUUUCAGCAUUGUUGGAAGUUUGCCAAGAGAUUUUGAAUUAUCAAAUUAUGACUGUUAUGGGAAGCCCAUUGAAGUCAACAAUGGGCUCGGGAAAUCUCAAGCCAAGAACAACAAGAAGCCUCCUCCUCCCAAGCCUGUCAUUCCAUCAGCAGCAAAGCGAAUUGAUCUCUAUGCAAGAGCACUGUUUCCUUUUUGCUUCUUGUUCUUCAAUGUCAUAUACUGGUCCAUAUAUUUAUGA
Rhea pennata is the source of this 1494-nucleotide messenger RNA. It is a transcript of the gene GLRB, whose product is annotated as glycine receptor beta. Gene Ontology annotation, molecular function: extracellularly glycine-gated chloride channel activity; transmitter-gated monoatomic ion channel activity involved in regulation of postsynaptic membrane potential; glycine binding. Lineage: Eukaryota; Metazoa; Chordata; Aves; Rheiformes; Rheidae. Gene Ontology annotation, biological process: neuropeptide signaling pathway; nervous system process; synaptic transmission, glycinergic. Gene Ontology annotation, cellular component: synapse; postsynaptic membrane; plasma membrane. The record is from RefSeq and is a predicted model, not a curated record. The coding region runs from base 1 to 1494 and encodes 497 amino acids. The transcript is spliced from 9 exons.